[Torrubiella] hemipterigena is the source of this 1065-nucleotide messenger RNA. NCBI's taxonomy places the organism in Eukaryota, Fungi, Ascomycota, Sordariomycetes, Hypocreales, Clavicipitaceae. The record is from the annotation of a GenBank genome assembly.
AUGGCUCUAGACACCUCGCCAGACAUCUCGCCCAAGUUGGCCAAGAGUCUAAAAAUCAACCUACUUCUCUUAAAUAAUUUAGGCCCAGACCGAGAUGAAUUCUUUACAUGCCUUACAGACAUGCUCGCUAUUAAUGGAACCACUCCUUUGGAAACUAACGACACGGAUCCUCGACAAUUUCGACAAGCGGGAGAAGGCGAGUGCGGCACUGUAUUUACGCGUGACAAAGGCUGUUGUGCUGUGAAAGUCGCCAAGAUUGAUGAAGACGCUCUCUACGACGACUACGAAAUGCACACAUGGAUCGAUGAACAAUUUUUCAAAUUGCGAGAAAAGAAGGUCAACGUUCCCUACUGCUAUGACUUCUUCACAGAAAACUCUAGUGAGAAUCCAGAGCUACGUCGGGCCAUUGCGGCCGCUGGUGGAUGUCCUACAGCAGCAAUGCUGGAGACGGAGCGCAUACCGCCGUUACCGCAGCGUGUAAGAGAGGAAUUGAUACGUCUAUUCUGCGACCCGGCCCGGCAAGACAUGGCCCUAGCGGACGAUAAGAACAAAGACUGCCUUGUCCGUCUAUACCUAGGGUCUUUGAACACCAAACCUGGUGGGCCAUUCUCCCUACGUGAUUUCAACUUGCACCUCAAUGACAUGCGGAAAUUGCAGCUACCUACUGCAAAAUAUGCCGACUGCAUGGCCUAUGCCAUGGCCGUUCUUCAUUGGGAGGCAAUGGUAGAUGCACGCGGAGUCGAGUUUGUUCUGGGUGGCUCACGAUUUGCUUUUGCCCAAAUCCGAACAACGCAGUUUUGGGUUAUCGAUUUCGACCAAUGCCAACUAAUCACCCUUGAUAAUGAAGGCGUAGACCACGCAAUUGAAGCAGCAAAGGCGAAUGACCCAUUUCUUCCGGCUCUCGGUGCGUUUCGUUCACAGUCAUUAGUGUGGACGGUCUUUUGUGUCAACUACUUGAACUAUUCACACGAGAUUCUAGACAAAGAACUCUGGCAUCUACCCGAACGCUUUCUACGAGGCCUUGCCAAAAGACCGCCCGUGGUGCCGUGGCUUAAUGAAGACUAA